Molecule: messenger RNA, 899 nt
Organism: Dreissena polymorpha
Lineage: Eukaryota; Metazoa; Mollusca; Bivalvia; Myida; Dreissenidae
Product: translation machinery-associated protein 16-like
Exons: 2
Coding region: 154-753 (199 amino acids)
Cellular component (GO): nucleus
Source: RefSeq, a predicted model, not a curated record
UCCUCCCUUGAUUUAUAAUUUUUACGUGGUGACGUCCCUUGUAUUAAACUUUGUCAUUAAACACGAGAGUUUUCAUUUAAGAAGUGUAUUUGAUUAAUAAGACGACUCAACUUCCGAUUUGAUUCUGAAGAAAUUUUCGCACACACAAGCAAUAUGCCUAAAGCACCUAAAGUUCAGGUGGUGAAAUCCAAAAAAGUAGUACAUCCCAACAGCAGACAAGCUUCGUACAUCCAGAGGAGGGUGAACCAUGAUAAUCGUGUGGUGAAGUCCAAAGUUGACACAUCGAUGAAACAGGACCAGUUACAGCAAAAACUUGUCUGGUUUCAGGAACAUCUCGACCCUGAAAAGGCAUCAUACUCCAAGAGUGAGGUGGCAGAGCUUACUGUAAACUACUUGAAUCGAUUUGAAGACCAGCUUGAACAAAUAUCCAUAGUUAAUUCUAUUGGGAACAGGCAGCAGCAGCACGUUUCGAGGGAAUCAGCCAUACGAAUUACAAUGGAAAAAGAACAGCAUGAGUUUGACACCAUUGGUAUUGAAGUUCCAGAUCUUGUAAACGGAAAAGCUUUAAAUGUCUUCCGAAAUUGGACUGGGGAGGCAAAAUAUCACCCAAACAUUAAAAUGCGUAAAUCACGAAGAGCAGAUAUACACAUUCCUUUGGAAGGUGCCUGUGUCAGUACUAGUGACACAAAACCAUCACAGCAGGAUUCAGUGGACGCAGACUUGCCUGAUUAUAUUGAACAGGAAGAGAAGUAAAUUAACAUCGUGACCAAAAAAUUUGAUACAUGAUCAUAUUAAUGUUAAUAUUUAAGAAUUAUAUGUAGCCAAUGGUGUCGAUUAAACAAAUAAGCUUGCUUGACCAAAAUAAAUCUGAUGUUUGCAUUAAACUAUUAAAGCCAAAA